This is a messenger RNA of Scleropages formosus (Asian bonytongue), 710 nucleotides long. It is a transcript of the gene gnly, whose product is annotated as granulysin. Gene Ontology annotation, biological process: lipid metabolic process; defense response to bacterium. The record is from RefSeq and is a predicted model, not a curated record. The transcript is spliced from 5 exons. NCBI's taxonomy places the organism in Eukaryota, Metazoa, Chordata, Actinopteri, Osteoglossiformes, Osteoglossidae. Bases 8 to 469 code for a protein of 153 amino acids.
CGUGACGAUGACCUCCGUUCGCAUCUGCAUCCUCCUUGGUUUUCUGGCCACAUCAGCCAUGGCGUUUCACCUCGAGUUCCGUGAGCUGGACCUCCAGGAGUCCGGCGGCAAUGAGACGGGUAAAGAUCUGUGGCGCUUUGAAGAAAAAGUUGACGGACAACUUCCCGGCGUCUGCUGGGCCUGCAAGUGGAUCGUGAACAAGGUGAAGAAAUCUCUCCCCAGGGACAACUCAGAGAAACAGAAUGAAGUCAGAGACAAACUCCACAGGGUGUGCGACAAAAUCGGAUUUCUGAAGUCCUUGUGUAAGAAAUUUGUGACAAAGACCAUUGACAUUCUGGUGGAAGAGCUGUCCACCACCGACGACGCAAAGACCAUCUGCGUCAAAGUCCGAGCCUGCAGCAGCAAGCCCACUGUGGAGGACAUUGCGCUUGAUGCUAUGGUGUCCAUGUGGCUCAAGAAGAUUUUGUAGAGCACAGUCCCUUGCUCUUCAACAGCACCAGCCCGUGUGUUUCACAAAAGCAUUUCAAUUCCCGCUCGAUUUUCACGUAAAAUACCAGAUGAAAGCGAUAAUAGUUGAACAAAUACUUGAUAACGUCAUUUUUGAGUCAGACGGCACUGGUAUGGCUGAGGAGUCGUGGCAGGGCUGCUCGCGUAUUAAAGAUGCUCUAUUGAAAAUGUAGUUCAAAGAAAAGACCAACAAUAAAACUACU